Messenger RNA from Oryza sativa Japonica Group (Japanese rice), 771 nucleotides. RefSeq lists its product as uncharacterized. The record is from RefSeq and is a predicted model, not a curated record. Lineage: Eukaryota; Viridiplantae; Streptophyta; Magnoliopsida; Poales; Poaceae.
CCCUCCAAUCCAGUCCCACCUCCUCUUAAAUACAUAGCUAAACAGCACAAAAACCACCCCAUUUUUAUUCGUCUCAGCUAGCUAGCAGCUAGCCCAAGUACUGACAUACAGUAUGAAGCUGAUGCUCCUCUUCGCCGCCACCGUCGUCGCCGCGGCGUUGGUGCUGGUGGCGGCGGUGGAUGUCGGCAGCAGCGGCGCCUUGUUGCCGAUGCACGUGCUGCGCGGCCGGGUGGCUGACGUCGAGGACGUGGUGGCGAGCGUGGUGGAGGAGGAGGAGGCAGCGUACCCGCGGAGGAGGAUCCUCUACGACAGCCGGUACGCCAGCUACAACGGGCUCACGGAGAGCAAGGCGGCGUGCUACGGCUCCUGCCCCGGCAGGGGCCAGCCGUACAGCGGACGCAGCUGCCUCAACAUCUACCAGUGCAAGGGCUAAAAGCUUGGAGAAAUUAAAGCUGCUGGUGAUAUGAUCGAUCGAUCGAUCCUCUGCAAUAAUUCUGCGUCUGUACUGCAGGGGAAGAUAUGUUCAAACUAACUGUGUUGAAAUGAUACUGGUGAAUUUGUAUGCUGUUGAUGACUUUGUGUUAGUCGAUCACUUCAUAUAUGUAAUAUGUAGUUAAGUGUUGUAUCCGAUUCACGUACGCUCGUAGUUAAUAGCUAGUUUGAGCGUUAGAUACAAUUAAUAUCCGGCCUAUACGAUUCAUUGUUGUUCGAUGAAUUACUGGGACGAAGAAACUGAUUAAUCGAUGAAUAAAACAAAGGUUUGCAUCUGCA